AUGCCAAGUUUACGAAAAAAAGUUGCUGGCUUUAUGCGGCAACUGUCAAUCAGUAACUUGGCAGGAGCUGUAGAAAAUAUAGGUCAAGGUGAACAAACCUUGUGUAGCCCUAGAUCAUUAACACAAGAUUUUACAAGUGGUUGCUUUAUUACACGAUACCUUGAUGGUCUAGAGACAAAACAGGAAGGACCAACAAUUGUGCAUGGUAGAGAUCCGGAAGAAUUGCCAAUUAGACAACUUGGAAGUUUUCAAGAAGACAAAAAUGUAAUCGCUGCCUACACUGGUCCUGAUAGUGGACUUACAGCUGUUAAUGUACAACAAAAACAUUUAAGUAUUAAUGACGUUGACAUAGAUUACAUUGAUAUGUUAGAUCAAGGUGAACAAUAUAGAAAUACAUCUGCAACUACAACACCCACGAUUGCUGGUAUUGUUGAUUGGUUUCAUCCUUGUGAAACAGCAUAUGGAAUUGCGACUACAUUAUAUGAAAAGAACCCUACAAAUAAUACAAAUAAUGGGGAACCAAUUGCAGACUGUUUUGGCAUUGUAGCAAGAGGAAACUCAUCUAUUUUAGCACUUGCUGAUGGUGUUAAUUGGGGUACCAAAGCAAGUAUUGCAGCUAGAUCUGCUAUACAUGGAAGUAUGGAAUACUUGAAUACAGCACUCUUUUGCCCUUCAGUUAACAAUGAAAUAACAACAACGAAAGAUGUUUUUAUAGCUUUACUUCGUUCAUUCCAUGCUGCACAUUCAUUAAUUCUACAGGAGCAAGGAAUGCUCACAACAUUAACUGUAUGUGCAGUUCUUCCACUGCCAAAUUCUGAGACCAAUACAGAUCAGAAAAAAUAUGUGGCUUGUACCUGUAAUGUUGGUGACAGUUUAGCUUAUGUAUAUUCAAGGAAAACUGGUGUAAGAGAAAUAACAAGAGGUUCUCAUGAUAUUCAUUGUAUGCGCGACAUGCGCGAUGCUCUUGGAGCUUUAGGACCUGUAGAUGGAUGCAAUCCGGAAUUAAAUAAUUUAACGCUUGCAAUGACAGAGGUUGAGAAUGAAGACAUUGUAUUUUUAACUAGCGAUGGAAUUUCUGACAAUUUUGAUCCAGUAGUUGGAAAAUUUGCUGUCUUACCAUGCCAUAAUAGUGUACCUGAUUCAACUGUGAAAAAUCAUGCCGAAGGAAGGUCGAAAACCCGUCGAAAAUCAGCAGAAAAUUUGAGACAUGCGGAUUCUGGUAAUAGUAAUAAAAAUAAAUCUAAUUUGCCGGUAGUCGAGGCUUAUCAAAGACACGAAUUAACGCUUCUGAGGAUGGAGGAUUUGUUACGAAGAGGUGUGUCUGGAGAAGGUCCACCAUGUAACAGUGCCAAACAUCUUUGUGAACUUCUUUUGGAUUUUGCAGUGCGCAUAACUGCUGCCAAAAGACGAAUAUUGGAAGAUACAGAUUUAUAUUACGCACAAAGUAAAGACGGCCAUUUAGUCCAACUUUCCAAACAAGAACAGAGAACUCGGCGAAUAAAGACAUUGGACAAGGUUUCCAUGAUUCCUGGAAAGUUAGAUCAUGCAACAGUUGUAGCAUAUGUAGUUGGAACAUUUGAUUCAAAAUAUGGUUUAUAA
This is a messenger RNA of Dufourea novaeangliae, 1599 nucleotides long. Its product is annotated as PP2C-like domain-containing protein CG9801. NCBI's taxonomy places the organism in Eukaryota, Metazoa, Arthropoda, Insecta, Hymenoptera, Halictidae. The record is from RefSeq and is a predicted model, not a curated record. The transcript has 6 exons. The coding region runs from base 1 to 1599 and encodes 532 amino acids.